AGAAGAAGAAGGAGAUGACAAGUAUAAUCGACGCGGCGGUGCCGUACAGGUCACCGGAGAAAGCAAUUUCUUCAUCUUCGUAUCCAGCCGAUAGUGCUUCGGGUCCUGUGGACGCUGUUAUCUUUGCCGGGAUUUCGCUGGUUCUGGGCACAGCCUGCAGACAAUUGUUUAAUGGCACCAGAGUACCGUACACCGUCGUCCUCCUCGUCAUCGGCAUUGUUCUCGGGUCUCUAGAAUAUGGAACAAAUCAUAACCUCGGGAAGAUGGGCCAUGGAAUUCGUAUCUGGAAUGAUAUUAACUCUGACCUACUUUUGGCCGUUUUUCUCCCUGCUCUUCUUUUCGAGAGCUCAUUCUCCAUGGAUGUGCACCAGAUUAAGAGAUGCCUUGGACAAAUGGUUCUGCUUGCUGGCCCUGGAGUCUUAAUUUCCACAUUUUGUAUUGGAUCUUUUUUGAAGCUCUCUUUUCCAUAUAACUGGGACUGGAAAACAUCAUUGUUGCUUGGAGGACUUUUAGGUGCUACCGACCCUGUGGCUGUUGUUGCUCUGCUAAAAGAGCUUGGUGCUAGUAAGAAGCUGACCACUAUAAUUGACGGGGAAUCCCUGAUGAAUGACGGGGUAUCAGUUGUGGUCUUUCAGUUAUUCUUCAGGAUGGUGAUGGGGAAUAACUCUGAUUGGGGUUCCAUAAUAAAAUUUCUUGUUCAAAACUCGUUUGGAGCGUAUGAAUUCUUGUUGUUCCCUUUGUUAGUGACAUUGUGUGUCAGUGCCUUUUUCUCUGAUUAUGUUGUUUGGUUCUGUUUUUUUAGUGUAGGCAUUGGUAUAGCUUUUGGCAUUGCAUCAGUUCUUUGGCUUAGAUUCGUGUUCAAUGACAUUGUUGUUCAGAUCACUGUAACGCUUUCAGUGAGCUAUUUCGCAUAUUACACUGCUCAAGAAUGGGCUGGGGUUUCUGGCAUUUUGACUGUGAUGACUUUGGGGAUGUUUUUCGCUGCAUUUGCAAGGACAGCAUUUAAGGGUGACAAUCACCAGAGUUUGCAUCACUUCUGGGAAAUGGUCGCUUAUAUUGCAAACACAUUAGUUUUUAUACUCAGUGGUGUUAUUAUCGCUGAAGGCGUUCUUAGCAGUCAGAAAUAUUCUUACGAAGGAAACUCGUGGGGCUUUCUUUUCCUCUUAUACUUGUAUGUCCAACUUUCCCGUUGUGUUGUGGUCGGAGUUUUGUACCCAUUGCUACGUCGUUUUGGCUAUGGCUUGAAUUGGAAAGAAUCCAUCAUACUCACGUGGUCUGGAUUAAGGGGUGCUGUGUCCCUAUCACUCGCUCUAUCUGUAAAACAAUCAAGUGGCAAUUCGUAUCUCAGUUCGGAGACAGGAACAAGAUUUCUAUUCUUCACUGGUGGGAUUGUUUUCCUAACUUUGGUCGUUAAUGGAUCCACUACCCAAUUACUCUUGCACCUUCUUCACAUGGACACUUUAACAGCCACCAAGAAACGAAUAUUGGAGCAUACAAAGUGUGAAAUGAUGAAAACCGCGUUAAAUGCUUUUGAAAAUCUAGGAGAUGAUGAGGAGCUUGGAUCUGCUGAUUGGCAAACAGUUAUAAGACAUAUUUCUUGUUUGAGAGAUUUAGAAGUUAAUCCUCGCAAUGGGUGUGAAGCAGGAAAUCUGGACCCUACGAAUAUAAUGGACAUACGUAUACGCUUCUUAAAUGGUGUCCAGGCAGCUUACUGGGAGUUGCUUGAUGAUGGGAGAAUAACACACAGUACUUCCAAUGUUUUGAUGCAAUCAGUAGAUGAGGCACUCGACCUUGUUUAUACAGAGUCUUUAUGCGAUUGGAGAGGUUUAAAAACGUGUGUUCGUUUCCCAAAUUACUACUACAAGUUUCUGAAAUCAAGAAUCAUUCCCCGCAAGUUGGUCACUUAUUUAAUCGUUGAAAGACUGGAAUCUGCUUGUUACAUUUCCUCUGCAUUUCUCCGUGCCCAUAGGACUGCGCGACAACAAAUGCAUGACUUUCUAGGUAACAGUGACAUUGCUUCUACUGUAAUCAACGAGAGUGAGGUGGAAGGAGAGGAAGCAAAACAGUUCUUGGAAGAUGUCCGUGAUUCAUUUCCUGAGGUUCUGAGUGUUUUGAAAACGAGACAAGUAACACAUUAUGUGCUGAAUCAUCUAAAUGGUUAUAUCAAAAACCUUGAGAAGGUUGGGCUGUUAGAAGGAAAAGAGGUUUCUCAUCUUCAUGAUGCUGUCCAGUCUGACUUGAAGAAGCUCCUGAGAAAUCCUCCUUUACUAAAGCUUGCAAAUGUAAACGAUUUGAUCGCCACCAAUCCUUUACUGAGAGCUCUAUGAGCAAUGUGGCUCAAGCUUCAAGGAGUUUUGUCAUGGACGAGAGUUAGAUUCAUGAACCUUUCGUGUCGGCUCAUGAUUCAAGUAACGAAGACUUAAGGUUUUCUUGUCAGAAUCAACUCGAGGAGGAGAGUCAGAUUCAGGACCGAGUCAGGAACUCGUUCGUAAUUUCAAGAUCGAGUUCGUGAACUCGUUAGUAUAGUUUUACUUGUAGAGAAAAUGUUUUGAGGGAAAAUUGUAAAAUAGAAUUUGGUGAGUUUUUCUCCCGUAGCAAAUCAAUCAUUUGUAUAAAGCUAGUUUUAGAAUCUUUCUACCGAGAUCGACCAACCACGUCAUCCCAAAUCACAAA
Eutrema salsugineum is the source of this 2673-nucleotide messenger RNA. RefSeq names its product sodium/hydrogen exchanger 8. Bases 15 to 2327 code for a protein of 770 amino acids. NCBI's taxonomy places the organism in Eukaryota, Viridiplantae, Streptophyta, Magnoliopsida, Brassicales, Brassicaceae. Gene Ontology annotation, cellular component: membrane; chloroplast envelope. The record is from RefSeq and is a predicted model, not a curated record. The transcript has 18 exons. Gene Ontology annotation, molecular function: sodium:proton antiporter activity. Gene Ontology annotation, biological process: proton transmembrane transport.